AUGACAGAUCUAUAUGGCCCAACUAAUGCGGUGAUGUGCAAGAUAUUGCGCUCAACUCUCUCCGAACUAGCAUUGAGCUGGUUCAACUCGUUACCCACUGGGUCAGUUGAAGCUCUCUCCCAACUGACGGAUCGCUUAACCAACCAUUUCGCUAUCAACAAAGAGUACGCUAAGACUCUCACAUACCUCUUCACUAUCACCCAGAGAGAGGGCGAAACCCUCCGCAACUACAUUCACCGAUUUGUAGAGGCAGCUCAUGAAGUUCCUAACGUGGGAGAAAGCAUGCUCUCUGAAAUCAUUCAACAAAACUUGAAGCAAGGUAGAUUCAAGGAAUCUAUCGCCGGAAGACCUCCAGUCACUCUGGAUGAGUUAUUGAGUCGCGUUGGGAAACACGUGCGCAUUGAAGAAGCUUCGACCAUCGCUCCUCCCAAGAGAAAAAGAGAUAAAGAUCAUUUCGACACCAGGAGACGAGAUGAUCGACGACAAUCGUCGACAUCUCAUGGACGAUCUCCUUCUACGCCUCUGGACUUCCAAUGA
Molecule: messenger RNA, 537 nt
Organism: Erythranthe guttata (spotted monkey flower)
Lineage: Eukaryota; Viridiplantae; Streptophyta; Magnoliopsida; Lamiales; Phrymaceae
Source: RefSeq, a predicted model, not a curated record